Molecule: messenger RNA, 2484 nt
Organism: Symbiodinium natans
Lineage: Eukaryota; Dinophyceae; Suessiales; Symbiodiniaceae
Source: the annotation of a GenBank genome assembly
AUGGCAGCAGCCGUGUCGUUCUCCAGCUGCCUUCUUGCAGCAUGGGUCUUCUUCCCUGCUGGAGAAGGGGCGACGGCCGGCCAUGCUCUGGCAUCCCUCUCUUGUACGCAGGCAUGUCCGGUCAUCACGGGGACCGAGGACCCAUGCAGCGAUGAAGAGUGGUGCCACAACAACGGGGUUUGCAUCAACGAUGCCAGGAACGCCAAUUUUAAGACAUGCGUCUGCCGUCCAGGGUUCAGGGGCGAUCGAUGUGCGGAGGUCGGCACUGCAGGUCAAAACGAGUUGUCGUUCUAUUCGUGGGCCAAUGAGAUCUACAUCUUCUUCCAGGCCGACAUCUAUUCGAUGCCACAUACUCAGGUGUGGCAAAACGUCUUCGACAUUGCGAACAUCUCCUGGCCUUUGAGCUGCGCAGGAGCAGAAGCAGACGGCCUAGCCGGGAGCUGGAAGCUUACGGCCUCAGGGCUGUGGGCCGGGGCUUUGUGCGAGUCGAACACUCAGCAGCUGGAUCAAGGGAACAGCAUUACACGCUACACGGCGACCGGAACAAUGACGGCAGUGGACCCCAGCCAGGCCUUCUGCGCGAACCAAGCAGAGAGCUGCGGUGGCGUCACCACAACGGUUUCGCUGCAAGACGUAGCUGCUGGCGACCUUCUUGUGGUGGAGUACAAUGCCACGGGCCAGAACGGAGCGGCCUACCAGAUGUUGUUCAAACUCCAAGGCCCAGACUCCACUUAUGCCUGGCUCGAGCGUGGACUGGGCCCGGCCUCAGAGGUCGUCACUGAUGCCACCCCCCGGGUCUUUGCGGUUCCUUUGGACAGCGCAGGAAGCUACACGCUCACUGCCUCGAUUGGCGUCUACGACUACACGGGUGGGGGUGGUAGUCACACGGCCAUGGUGGACAUCAUCGGUUGGCAGCUUUCUACCAGUGAAGCAUUGCAAUUCUGCGAUUGCAGCUCCACGCUCGACCACAAGCUCCACGACCACAAGCUCCACGACCACAAGCUCCACGACCACAAGCUCCACGACCGCAAGCUCCAGGACCGCAAGCUCCAGGACCACAAGCUCCAGGACCACAAGCUCCAGCACCACAAGCUCCAGCACCACGAGCUCCAGCACCACGAGCUCCAGCACCACAAGCUCCAGCACAGAAUCCAGGACCAUGACAAGCUCAACGACCACAAGCUCCGUGACCACCAGCUUCACGAACACGAGCUCCAGCACCACGGUUUCCACGACCGCGAGCUCGUGGACAACGACCUGGAGGACCACAAGGUUGACCACCCGGUCCCGAACCACGAGCUCCACAAGCUCCACGAGCUCCACGAGCUCCACAAGCUCCAACAUCAUCACCUCAACAAGCGCAACCGCCAGCACCUUGUCACUCACCACGACGACGACGUCGAGCACCGGCAAGUUGUCCUACGAGUACGCGAUGCCACUCUUUUCUCGACUUCCGGAAAUCUGGAAGUUGAGCACGCAUGUGCAGGAAAUGCUCCUCCGGACGGCUUCCGACAGCCUCCUGGUGGCUUCAAGGAAAAGAGAGUGAAGGAAGCCACCAAGCCUGACCAGGACCCGCCGCGCGGAGGAACGAACGUCCGAGAUUGGAGACCGGCGGAGCUGGUCCUGGUCCUCUGGGCCGCGGCCGCGCUCGGCGCGGAGGCCCCCGCGGCCGUGCUGGCGCUGCGGAAGCGCGGCUGGGAGGCGCUCUCAGCUCGCGACUUGUCGCUCGUGGCUUGGAGCUUCGCGGCCACGAGCUCCAGCGACCUGGGAGAAAUGGAAGCCCUUGCAGCAGCUGCAACUCCAAAGAUUCACGAGUUCGACGCGCAAGGUCUCUCCAACCUUUGUUGGGCCCUGGGAUGUGCCAAAGUUGCCGACCGGGCUCUUUUCAGACAAGCGGGCCGCAUCGUGGCGCGCGGAGGCCGCGCGGCCUACUCCGCGCAGCAGAUGGCUAACAUUUGCUGGUCGUUUGCAUCACUGGCAUUCUUCCACCGCCCGCUUUGCGAAGAGGCAUCCAGCUUCGCGAGAGAGAACCCCGCCAGCCUCCGGUCUGAGGAGAUGUCUGCCCUCGCGUGGUCGAUGGCGACGCUGGACUUCCGAAGUGUGGGGCUGGCGGCGCGAGCCCAGGAGGCUCUGGCGGGCGCGUCCUCGCGCGAGGGCUCCAACCUGGCGUGGGCUUGCGCUGUGCUUGGAGACCACCGGGAGGAUGUUCUUCGGGAGUCUGCGAAGCUGCUGCAGGCAGAAGGCGAGUCAGCACAGGAUCUACACUUGGGCAGUGGUAUCUGGCCCACCUGGCCUACACUUUGGAGACUCCGUCGCGUGAAGGUCUCUUCUUCACGGAGGCGUGGCUGCAGAGAUGCCGGGUUGCAGCUCAACGCCGGGCAACGACGCAACGGGCAAUGUCCUCCCGCCUGCACAGCUCCGUCUCCGAAGAGGUGCGACGGCUCUGCGGCCCCUCGGAGCUUGUCAUGGACGAGAUGCUGGUGA